AGAAACAUUCAGGCGCACUCCCUCAUCGUGCCAUAGGCCAUGGUCGAAAUCGAAAUCAAAAAGGCCCCAGCCCCCGACGACGACAUGGGCUGGCCAUCCUAUAUUGUGCCCGUGGUCGGAAGUGCCAUAGUCGCUACCUGGGCAUUUUUCCUAGGAGCAUUGGGCUAUUCGUAUCUUUGGAUUGUAGUCAUAAUAGCAAUGAGUGUUACGAAAAGCUAUUUAUGGAAGAAAAGAGAGAAACGGCUGAUAGGGCUACGGGCUACAGCUACCCGAGAACGAGAUGUGAUCAUGGCACAACUGCAAGAUCUUCCCGCAUGGGUUCAGUUCCCGGAUACAGAACGUGUGGAGUGGUUAAAUAAAGUUAUUCAUCAAUUAUGGCCAUAUAUUGGAGAGUAUGCCAGAGUCUUUCUGACCGACUUCAUCAUACCUCAAGUAAAAGCCCAAAUGCCGGGAGUGUUCAAGAAUUUCAAAUUUACCAAAAUGGAUAUGGGUGACAUCCCGUGUCGCGUUGGGGGAAUCAAGGUCUAUACAUCGAAUGUGGGCAGAGAUCGCAUAAUAGUCGAUAUGGACGUUGCCUAUGCAGGUGAUGCGGAUUUUACCGUAUCCUGUUGUGGAUUCACUGGCGGCAUGAACAACUUAGUGUUUUCUGGCAAAUUACGUGCUGUGCUCAAGCCAUUACUACCGUAUCCACCAAUGAUUGGUGGUGUUUCUGGAUCAUUCCUUGAAAUGCCGAAAAUUGAUUUCAAUCUGACGGGAAUGGGUGAGAUGGUUGAAUUACCUGGUCUUAUGAAUGCCAUCAGAAGUGUUAUAAAUAGUCAGGUGGCUGCUCUUUGCGUAUUACCGAAUGAAAUCGUUGUACCUCUUGCGCCUAAUGUUGACGUAACGAAACUCUUCUUUCCAGAACCAGAUGGUGUUAUUCGCCUAAAAAUCGUCGAAGCGAAGAAUUUGGAAAAUCGUGACAUUUCAUUCAUUCGCAAAGGCAAGAGUGAUCCAUAUUGUGAGAUUCAAGUCGGCUCCCAAUUCCUAAAGACUAAGACCAUCGACAAUGAUCUCAACCCUGUAUGGAACGAAUACUUCGAAGCUGUUGUAGAUCAGGCUCACGGCCAGAAGCUGCGCAUUGAAGUGUUUGACGAAGAUCAGGGACAGGAUGAAGAGCUUGGCAGGUUGAGUAUUGAACUGAAAGACAUUCAGGCCAAGGGAAGCAUUGAUACUUGGCUCCCUCUGGAGGCUUGCAAACAUGGUGAUCUCCAUCUCAAAGCUACAUGGAUGAAUCUGUCAAAAGAAAAACGCCAUCUCGAAAAGCAGGAAUGGGAGAGCGAGUGGUUGCAGGCUGACAAACCCAUUCAUCCAGCGCUUUUGAUGGUGUAUGUGGAUUCGGUUUCUGAUCUACCGUAUCCGAAAGCAAAACUGGAACCCUCACCAUUUGUGGAGGUGACACUCGGGAAGAACAGUCAACGUACACCAGUCAAGGUGAAAACCGUGAAUCCUCUAUACCAAUCCAAGUUCCUCUUCUUUGUCAGACAUCCAGAAGGACAAGAGCUGAAGUUUGAGGCAAUCGAUGAUGGUACACGCAAGACCCUCGGAUCCCUAACUAUUCCCCUGACCCAACUUAUCAAGGAACCCCAGCUGGAAGUUUAUCAGCAAACCUUCAUGCUUACCUGGGGUGUGCAUCAGAGCCCCAUCGUGCUUACCAUAAGACUCAGGGGCUUCGUGCCUGCGGAUGGGGAGAAACCAGUGGUCAUACCGGCUCUGACAAAAGGCAAAAGAAAAGGUGGUAUCGAUGGUUUGGACAACGACACCCUCAUGGAGUAUGCAAAUGCCAAUUACAUCGAGCGAGCCGAAAAACCCGAACCACUACCAGAAACCCCAAACAAUAAGAAACAAGCCAAUGGUGAUUCGAUGGCAGUGGAGCCAGCAAAGACUGUGAAUCCUUCACCAGGAUUUUUGGAUCCCGAGGUGAAAAUGAAUGCUGAGGAUGUGAAUAUGCUCCGUUCUGAAUCUGUAAACUCGAUCAGCACCCCUUCAGGACGAUCUAGUCGUCUUGGACGAGUCUUCACCGCAAGACAUGAAAAGGACACGAAGAAUAGGGGAAAUCAACCCCGAGGUGAGCUGGAGAUGUCCGUAAGAUAUGCUGAAGCAACCAGAAAGCUGGUUGUACAAGUGCUUCGGGCAAAACAGCUACUUCCAUGGACCAAAUCCGGCCAGUGUAAUCCUUAUGCAACGGUUAAACUCAUAAACAUAGAAAACAGCAGAGACGUCCAAAAAAGAAAAACAGGUGUUGUGAAAGGCUCAGUGAAUCCGUCUUUCGAUAAUCAUUUUGAAUUUGAUGUGGAAGCCAAUGAUCUGCAUAACUAUCGGCUACAAAUAUCUGUGAAGGAUGACACAAAUUAUGGAGCAUUUUCUUCGAAACCUAUUAUAGGACAGAUUGAUAUGCGACUGUCGUCACUGGAUAAAUGGACCUUGCCCCAACAAUGGAUUCGAUUAGAAGCUGAACGAAUAUGAUUCGAUUGGACAAAGCGAUCGAUAACUAUGUUUUCUUUUGUACAGUGUUCGAAGCUACUUGUUCGUCAUCGCUAGAGUUGUUAUAUAGAGUUAAUAUUGGUAUUUAAGUAUUAUUGUUUUCGUUUGCGUGCAGGUUGUAUCGUUCGUUUUCUCUACGGAUACUUUAGUUGCUGUGCCUUUUUGUGCCCAAUCAAAUUUAAUUAUUUGUUAUGACCAAUGUUGCAAUAUGAUAAGUAUGAUUCUGUUUGACCACUGUGAUGGAAUUGCUUCUACUUCGGCUUUCCAUCCUGCAUCUCUUAUUUGAUCUGACUGUUUCAACCAAACGCUAUUUUUCUUGAUGGUCAAUUAUAAAUAAUAAAUCUUUCUCUAUAGUG
This is a messenger RNA of Cylicocyclus nassatus, 2876 nucleotides long. NCBI's taxonomy places the organism in Eukaryota, Metazoa, Nematoda, Chromadorea, Rhabditida, Strongylidae. The record is from the annotation of a GenBank genome assembly.